UGGUGUGAUAUUUUCAUAAUACAACAGGAUUGGCGGAUUCUUUUUCGCUACUUUAACGCUUUAACUGUUGACAAGUUGUAGUGAAGUGCUGGAAAAGCCGAAUAUUACUCAUUAAAAAACUUCUGAUUUAACUUCUCCAUCAGCUGCAGGAAGUUUGUGGCGUCCCGAAAUGGCUGUAGACUGGAUUGGGUACAGUUAUGCUGCUCUAGUGUCAGUAGGCGGAAUCAUAGGAUAUCUGAAAGCAGGCAGCGUCACCUCUCUGGCUGCAGGGCUCCUGUUCGGCCUGCUGGCUGCAGUCGGUACUUAUCUGCCAUCUCAAAAUCCCAAGAAUGUCUGGCUUUCACUAGGCACCUCGGGGACUCUGACUGUGGUGAUGGGACUAAGAUUUCUCAACUCUUGGAAGUUCAUGCCAGCUGGUUUCAUGGCUUUAGCAAGUGGACUGAUGCUGGUGAAGAUCAUCAUUGGAAUGCAAAAGAGACCACAUAAGCUUUGAAAAAAUGUGUAAAUAUACAUUUUCUGUGUGUAUAUA
Molecule: messenger RNA, 529 nt
Organism: Centropristis striata (black sea bass)
Lineage: Eukaryota; Metazoa; Chordata; Actinopteri; Perciformes; Serranidae
Gene: tmem14cb
Product: transmembrane protein 14Cb
Exons: 4
Coding region: 170-493 (107 amino acids)
Biological process (GO): regulation of heme biosynthetic process
Cellular component (GO): mitochondrial membrane
Source: RefSeq, a predicted model, not a curated record